Molecule: messenger RNA, 642 nt
Organism: Argiope bruennichi
Lineage: Eukaryota; Metazoa; Arthropoda; Arachnida; Araneae; Araneidae
Exons: 2
Coding region: 1-642 (213 amino acids)
Biological process (GO): DNA integration
Molecular function (GO): nucleic acid binding
Source: RefSeq, a predicted model, not a curated record
AUGAAAAGAUUAGGUUGUGCUCCCAGAUUUACGACGCCUAACCAUCCAGCUGGGAAUGGCCUUAUAGAAAGAUAUAAUAGGGUGUUCAAAAAUUCACUCCAUCACAUUAUCAGAACUGAUCCGAGUAAUUGGGAUAAAUACAUUCCAUAUAUGCUUUUUGCGUACAGGGAAGUUCCUAACUGUACGACGGGUGUUUCGCCAUUCAAGUUGAUGUAUGGACGUGAAGCACGAGGACCUCUCGGUGUUCUAAAAUCGAGCUGGUGUGGUGAUAUUGCCAUUCCGUUAAACAUGGAGAAAUCAGUUGUGGAUUAUUUACAGGAGCAAAAAAUAAACUUAGAAAGAGCUGCAGAGGAAGCAUCUCUCAUCGCUUCUGGCAUGAUCUUUGAAGAUGAUGCAGACUUUGGAGAAGUUUAUUCAUCCCCCAGUUAUAAAAAUGUAUGUUACUGGAAAGAGAUAUUUGAUCAAGUGGAUUUGCGACAUCUUUCUGAGGAAGUGAAAUGUCAAAUCCUGAACUUAUUGGGGAAUCAUCGUUCAAUAUUUACCGGACAAGUUAGAGUUGCAAAGGUUGGUCAUCACAAGAUAAAAUUAGAGGACGAUAAAGAAAGGAAAAACCUUACGUGUACAGGAUUCCCGAAGCGUUGA